AUCACCUGCACUCCCAAGACCAACAAGAGUACGGUCAAAAGCUUCAAGAUAGCCACCUCCACCGCCGAGGCUCAAGCCAAGUCCGGGGGCUUCAGUACGACCACCAAGAGCGGCUACCCGCACCAGUACCAGAACUUCAACGCCCUGACCUGGGGCGUCCAGGAGUGUGACGACCAGACGAAGAACAGUGACAGCAAGCUGAUGGAGUACCCGGUCUACUGGACCGGAGCCUCGAGAAAGGCGUGGUCCAAGGACGAGAAAAAGAAAGCCAUGGGGACCAAUUGGGAGACCCCUAUGCGAGUCGUGUACAUGGAAGGGAGCAACGAGGAAUUGAUCUACUGCGGUGUGAUGAUACACGAGACAGUGGAAUCGAGCCUUUCGGGCACGGAUGGGUUUGUCGUGUGUUCGUGAGGGUGGUUCCCCCUCUGGCUCUCACCCUUGAAACCGGGGUUUGCUUUCUUCUUUUCUCUCCCUCCCCUGCCGAGAGAUCUUAUUG
Messenger RNA from Aspergillus aculeatinus CBS 121060, 496 nucleotides. RefSeq lists its product as uncharacterized. The annotation marks the transcript as partial. The transcript has a single exon. Gene Ontology annotation, molecular function: RNA binding; RNA nuclease activity. The record is from RefSeq and is a predicted model, not a curated record. Lineage: Eukaryota; Fungi; Ascomycota; Eurotiomycetes; Eurotiales; Aspergillaceae.